This is a messenger RNA of Seriola aureovittata, 6525 nucleotides long. It is a transcript of the gene col2a1a, whose product is annotated as collagen, type II, alpha 1a. Gene Ontology annotation, molecular function: protein binding; extracellular matrix structural constituent. NCBI's taxonomy places the organism in Eukaryota, Metazoa, Chordata, Actinopteri, Carangiformes, Carangidae. The record is from RefSeq and is a predicted model, not a curated record. The transcript is spliced from 54 exons. Gene Ontology annotation, cellular component: collagen type II trimer. Bases 211 to 4674 code for a protein of 1487 amino acids.
UGGACAUAAAACCGCGGUGCUUGCCCUGACGCGGUGGGUGCAGAGUGCCAGCUGUGGCCCCGCGUUGGAUUCCACUUAGAUUUUGGAGGGUUUGACUGCAUGGUGCCAUAAGUCUCUGGGAACAAACACUGAACACACCACUGACUGAAAGCCUGGUCUCCACCGUCCCUUCAUUUCUCACCCAAGCUCCUGCAUGUCUGAUAUUUAGACAUGUUCAGCUUUGUGGAUUCAAGGACUGUUCUGCUACUUGUAGCAUCCCAAGUUGUUUUACUAUCCGUGGUCAGAUGUCAGGAGGAGGACGACCAGGAGGCAGGUGGCUGCAUCCAGGACGGCCAGCAGUAUAAUGAUAAGGAUGUGUGGAAGCCAGAGCCGUGUCGUAUCUGUGUGUGCGACAGCGGAGCGGUUCUGUGUGAUGAGAUAAUCUGCGAGGAUAUCAAAGAGUGUGCCAACCCUAUCUUCCCAUCUGGAGAGUGCUGUCCCAUCUGCCCUGCUGAUGCCAGUGCCCCCAUUGAGACAGUUGGUGCUAAGGGCCAGAAAGGUGAACCCGGAGAGAUUGCAGAUGUUGUAGGACCAAAAGGACCACCUGGCCCUAUGGGACCCCCAGGUGAGCAGGGAACACGCGGAGAAGCUGGCGCUAAGGGUGAUAAGGGAAAUCCUGGACCUCGAGGAAGAGAUGGUGAGCCUGGCAUCCCCGGAAACCCCGGCCCAGCUGGACCACCUGGGCCACCAGGUCUUGGAGGGAACUUUGCUGCUCAGAUGGCUGGAGGUUUUGACGAAAAGGCCGGAGGCGCUCAGAUGGGUGUGAUGCAAGGACCAAUGGGUCCUAUGGGUCCUCGUGGUCCCCCUGGACCUUCUGGAGCUCCUGGGCCACAGGGUUUCCAAGGUUCCCCUGGAGAGGCUGGAGAGCCUGGUCCAGCUGGAGCAAUGGGACCUCGUGGACCACCUGGACCUUCUGGAAAACCAGGAAGUGAUGGUGAGGCUGGCAAACCUGGCAAAGCUGGUGAGCGUGGACCUGCAGGGCCUCAGGGAGCUCGUGGAUUCCCUGGAACUCCUGGACUUCCUGGAAUCAAAGGACACAGAGGUCAUCCUGGUCUGGAUGGAGCUAAAGGAGAGACUGGUGCUGCAGGAGCCAAGGGUGAGGGUGGUGCCCCUGGUGAGAAUGGUGCUCCUGGACCCAUGGGCCCACGUGGUCUGCCUGGUGAGAGGGGACGUCCUGGAGCUGCUGGAGCUGCAGGUGCCCGUGGAAAUGAUGGCCUGCCUGGUCCUGCUGGUCCACCUGGGCCUGUUGGUCCUGCUGGAGCUCCCGGUUUCCCAGGAUCCCCAGGAGCCAAGGGAGAAGCUGGCCCUACUGGCGCCCGUGGAGCUGAGGGUGCACAGGGACCACGCGGAGAGGCUGGUACCCCAGGAUCUCCCGGACCCGCCGGAGCAUCGGGUAACCCCGGUACUGAUGGUAUUCCUGGAGCUAAGGGAUCUGCUGGUGCUCCUGGUAUUGCUGGUGCCCCUGGAUUCCCCGGCCCCCGUGGCCCACCUGGACCACAGGGAGCCACCGGACCUCUGGGGCCAAAGGGACAGUCUGGAGACCCUGGUCUUCCUGGAUUCAAAGGUGAAGCUGGACCCAAAGGAGAGCUUGGCCCUGCUGGUCCACAAGGUCCCCAUGGCCCAACUGGUGAAGAAGGAAAGAGAGGCGCCAGAGGAGAGCCUGGAGCUGCUGGACCACUUGGACCUCCAGGAGAGAGAGGAGCUCCUGGUAACCGUGGAUUCCCUGGUCAGGAUGGUCUUGCUGGUGCUAAGGGUGCCCCCGGUGACCGUGGUGUUCCUGGUGCUGCUGGCCCUAAAGGUGCUACUGGAGACCCUGGACGCACAGGAGAGUCUGGCCUUCCCGGAGCCAGAGGUCUUACUGGUCGUCCCGGAGAUGCUGGUCCUCAGGGCAAAGUUGGACCCUCUGGUGCUGCUGGUGAGGACGGUCGCCCCGGCCCACCUGGUCCUCAGGGAGCCCGUGGACAGCCAGGAGUGAUGGGAUUCCCUGGACCAAAGGGAGCCAAUGGUGAAGCUGGAAAGCCAGGAGAGAAGGGUCUUGUGGGUCGUCCUGGUCUGAGAGGUCUGUCUGGAAAAGAUGGUGAGACUGGUGCUAGUGGACCUCCUGGCCCUGCUGGACCUGCUGGAGAGAGAGGAGAGCAAGGACAGCCUGGACCUUCUGGCUUCCAGGGUCUGCCUGGACCCGCUGGUUCCCCUGGAGAGGCUGGAAAACCUGGAGAUCAAGGUGUUCCUGGAGAGGGCGGAGCUCCUGGUGCUGUUGGACCUAGAGGAGAACGUGGAUUCCCUGGUGAGCGCGGUGGUGCUGGAUCUCAGGGUCUUCAGGGACCCCGUGGACUUCCUGGAACACCUGGAUCUGAUGGACCCAAGGGAGCCAUUGGACCAGCUGGUGCUGCUGGACCUCAGGGACCCCCCGGCCUGCAGGGUAUGCCUGGAGAGAGAGGAACUGGUGGCAUCCCAGGACCUAAGGGAGACAGAGGUGACAAUGGACAGAAGGGACCCGAGGGUGCUCCUGGAAAGGAUGGCUCCAGAGGUUUGACUGGUCCUAUUGGUCCUCCUGGCCCAUCUGGACCCAACGGUGCCAAGGGUGAGACUGGACCUAGUGGACCUUCUGGUGCUCCUGGUACUCGCGGUGCUCCUGGUGACCGUGGUGAGGGCGGUCCUCCUGGACCUGCUGGCUUUGCUGGACCUCCUGGUGCAGAUGGUCAGCCCGGUGCCAAGGGAGAGCUUGGUGAGGGUGGACAGAAGGGAGAGGCUGGUGCUCCUGGACCCCAGGGACCAUCAGGGGCUCCUGGACCUGUGGGACCUACUGGUGUAUCUGGACCUAAAGGAGCUCGUGGUGCUCAGGGAGCUCCUGGUGCCACUGGUUUCCCUGGUGCUGCUGGCAGAGUUGGACCUCCUGGCCCUAAUGGUAACCCUGGUGCUGCUGGUCCUGCUGGUCCUGCUGGUAAAGACGGACCAAAGGGUGCUCGUGGUGACGCCGGUGUCCCAGGAAGACAGGGAGACGCUGGGCUUCGUGGACCUCCUGGACAACAAGGAGAGAAGGGAGAGGCUGGAGAGGAUGGACCACCUGGUGCUGAUGGACCUUCAGGUCCUCAGGGUCUGGCUGGAUCCCGUGGUAUUGUUGGUUUGCCCGGUCAGCGUGGAGAGAGAGGCUUCCCUGGUCUCCCUGGACCUUCUGGAGAGCCUGGCAAACAGGGAGCUCCUGGUUCUGGUGGCGACCGUGGACCUCCUGGACCUGUGGGACCCCCUGGACUUACUGGACCAGCUGGAGAGACUGGUAGAGAGGGUACCCCAGGAUCAGAUGGACCUCCUGGUAGGGACGGAGCUGUUGGAGCCAAGGGAGAGCGAGGUAACACUGGGCCUUCUGGCGCCCCUGGAGCUCCCGGUGCCCCUGGUGCCCCCGGACCCGUUGGACCCCUCGGCAAGCAGGGAGACAGAGGAGAGUCUGGUGCUCAAGGACCUGGAGGACCCCCUGGACCCGCUGGUGCUAGAGGAAUGGCUGGUCCCCAAGGACCACGUGGAGACAAGGGAGAGGCUGGUGAGACUGGAGAGAGGGGACAGAAGGGUCACCGUGGAUUCACUGGUCUGCAGGGUCUUCCUGGACCUCCUGGUCCCGCUGGAGAUUCUGGAGCUGCUGGACCUGCAGGACCAAGCGGUGCCAAGGGACCACCUGGACCAGCUGGACCUGCUGGCAAAGAUGGAUCUAAUGGACAGCUUGGCCCUAUUGGACCUCCUGGACCUCGUGGACGCUCUGGAGAGACUGGUCCUGCUGGUCCUCCUGGUAACGCUGGACCCCCUGGUCCUCCUGGUCCUCCCGGCCCCGGCAUCGACAUGUCUGCCUUCGCCGGUCUGGGUCAGACUGAGAAGUCCCCCGAUCCUCUCAGGUACAUGAGGGCUGAUGAGGCCUCCAGCUCCCUGAGGCAGCACGACGUCGAGGUUGAUUCCACACUCAAGUCCCUCAACAACCAGAUUGAGAACCUGCGCAGCCCCGACGGCUCCCAGAAGAACCCUGCUCGCACCUGCAGAGACCUGAAACUGUGCCACCCUGAGUGGAAGAGCGGUGACUACUGGGUUGACCCCAACAUUGGCAGCACUGCCGAUGCCAUCAAGGUCUUCUGCAACAUGGAGACUGGAGAGACCUGCGUCUACCCGAACAUCGCCAAGGUACCACAGAAGAACUGGUGGACCAGCAAGAGCAAGGACCGCAAACACAUCUGGUUCGGAGAGACCAUGAAUGGAGGAUUCCACUUCGACUACGCUCAGGAUGGACCUGCUGCCAACGCUGCCAGCGUCCAGCUGACCUUCUUGAGGCUUCUGUCCACUGAGGCAUCCCAGAACCUCACUUACCACUGCAAGAACAGCAUUGCCUACAUGGACCAGACCACAGGCAACCUGAAGAAGGCUUUGCUGCUGCAGGGCUCCAACGAUGUGGAGAUCCGUGCAGAGGGCAACAGUCGCUUCACAUACAGCGUGUUGGAGGAUGGCUGCAAGAAACACACAGACCGAUGGGGCAAGACUGUCUUUGAGUACAAAACACAGAAGACCUCCCGUCUGCCAAUCGUGGACAUUGCUCCUAUGGACAUCGGAGGAGCGGAUCAGGAGUUUGGCGUGGAUGUAGGCGCAGUCUGCUUCUUGUAAAGUGGAGUAUCACAAUGGCCCCCCAAAUAACAGGAAAUAAAUGAAACUCAACCAUGAAACAUUACACACACUUCCACAAUAAAGAAGACUGGAAAUUAUAAAAGAAAAUUGAUACUUUUUCUCUCACAACGAAGUGCUCUCCAAGUUGUACUCCCUGGAUGUUAGCACUGAAGGGCACCGGCAAUAUCUGUACACCACACCAGCAUUCUCUGUCAACCCGCUUCCUGAGAUCCAGUCAUGUUUCCCAUGGCCCACUGUUGACGGGAAUGAGUCAGAGCCAGGAGGAAGAGGGACCAAGCGAACAAGUUAUGGAGAACAGAAACAUGACUUGAUGUCACUUAUUUAUUGUCUAACCUGAAUGGGCAGAGUUGAGGUAGGACUGGACGGGUUUACUUUGUAAGUACGACAAGCCCCCUUUCCACUACAGAACAGCCGCACAACCUCUGUCCCAGUCCUACUCCAUCUCCCUCCCUGUUUCCCUCCUGACACACAAAUACGGCAUUUUGAAUCAGUGUAGACCAAAAACAUAUAUAUAUUCUCAGUAAGUAAAAUCAAAUCCAGGUGCUCCAGGCCUGUCCAUCACGAGCAGGAGCAAAACCUUUACUGUGUAUUAUAAAUCCUUGGUUCUAUUGUUGUAAAAGUCUGUGUUUAUAAACAACCAGAUGGUUUUAUAUAUAUUUCCACAUUAUGUGUGUACAUGUGUCUAUAUGCACACCAACACUUUUUGGAAAGUGAGGAUACAUUUGGGAUGUAUGUUUCAGUGUCCUGUACCCCAUGACUGCCCAUCAGAAGAAGGCCCAGUUCUCCAAAAAAAAAAAAAGAAAAAAAGAUUUGUUUUGAAGAAUUUGAGGGAAAUCAAUUUUGCCUUUUUAUUGUAGUCAUCCAGAUCGUUUAAAGCUACCUCACGCUGAAAAACAAAGUGAAAAUGUUGAGUUUAAAUCUGAGCUGACCAAAACAUUAGCUUUCAGGUGGAUCUGGGGCUGAACGGCCAUCUUUGCUUUGGGUUGCUCUCUCUUCAGAAGGUGCUAUGAGUUCUGUAAUUCUCCACCAAACGCCCCCCCCCCUCCCCCUACCCGAAAUCCCACUAGCCUCACACCACACAUUCACACUCCACCCUGGAGGAGGGGUGCAGCCGGGUUAAGACAGGGGAGACAGGGGCUACUUGGAGACCUCCUCUUGAGUCCAGAUCCCCAAAGCUGAGCGUGGGACUCUGAGGACGGUCACUUAAUAAAAAAAAAAAAAACCAGGGUGGGUUGUCUCUGUGUGUGUGAGGGCGUGUACAUUUUUUUAAUUAAUUUUAUUAUGACCAUGAUCAUUUUUGUUUUUAUUUUGUUACACUUCUAAUUGCUGUAAAUUGGAAAAUAAAAGGAAAACCGAAUUAAGAAUGAAGUUGAUUUUUAAUUGAGUUUUGAAUAAAAACAGAAAUGGCGCGGGGAUGUAUUUCUUCUCUCAACAGAACCAUUCAUGUGUGCUUAAAUGUUUUUUUUUUUUUUUGUUAAACUUGUAUUUCUUGAGGUCAGUUACUCUUGACUGUGAGUGCGUAGUCAGUGUGCAUGUGUGUGUGUGUGUGAAAGUUUAAGACUGUGAUGCAAGUGUGUGUUUUCAUGAGAGAAUCUCAUAACAAAAAGGAACAAACGUACUGUAUUCGUUCUGCGGUUUCAGGGUGGGGCUGGGCGUCGUUGGCUCCUGUUUGUCUGAACUAAUAGGCAUAAAUAAAGAACAUUUUGUUGACUGGAAUCUAGUAUUUUGUAGAGUAAUGAUGCAUGAACAGCUGCAUCACUACUUGUCUGUACUGUGGCCUGCUUCCUCUCCGGUCUGUCCUGAGAAAUAAAAGCUUGACUUAAGCCUCCA